Messenger RNA from Frankliniella occidentalis (western flower thrips), 1350 nucleotides. RefSeq names its product cell adhesion molecule Dscam2-like. The coding region runs from base 1 to 747 and encodes 248 amino acids. The transcript is spliced from 2 exons. The record is from RefSeq and is a predicted model, not a curated record. NCBI's taxonomy places the organism in Eukaryota, Metazoa, Arthropoda, Insecta, Thysanoptera, Thripidae.
AUGCCCGUCAACAUCAGCUGGAGCAAGGACGGUCGCGAGAUCCAGUCCGGGGACGGCGUCGAGAUCGGCCGCCUCGGCAACCGCGUGCGCACGCUCACGGUGGAGACGGUCGCCUACCGCCACGGCGGGCUGUACACGUGCACGGCGAGGAACGCCGCCGGCGAGGACAAGCAGUCCUCGAGGCUCGACGUGCUGGUGCGAUUAUGCGGCGUAUUUUAUGCUCAUUCCAACUUUGGUUACCCCUCACCCCUUUACCCACCUCCCCAACUCUUCCAACCUACACACGGUCUUGUCGGUUCCGCGUCGGGUGGGCGCUGCGUCGUUGGUAGAGCAGGGUCCGCGCUCGGGCGCUCACAAACCGUGCUCCACGUGCUCGCAGUCAAGCCCCAGAUCCUGGCGCUCACCUUCGGCGACGACCCCAUCAACUCUGGCGACACGGCGGCCGUCCAGUGCACGGUGGUGAAGGGCGACGCCCCCGUCAAGAUCACGUGGCUCUUCAACGGCGAGGAGGUGGUGCCCGGGCGGCGCGGCAUGGAGGUGACCAAGACGGGGCAGAAGAUCAGCGCGCUGAGCGUCGAGUCCGUGCAGGCGGAGCACAGCGGGGAGUACACGUGCAGGGCCUCCAACAAGGCGGGCGCGGACAGCCAGACGGCGCUGCUCAACGUGCAGGGUACACUCGGGGAUAUAGAGGUCUUGGGGGCUGCAUGCAGUAGCAGUGUUGAUGGAGCUGUACUUGCUGAUGUUUGAAGGUCUCCACGUGUCUUGUUUAUUUUAUUUUCCUUUUUAAAACCUAUACCGCCUUCUUCCAUCCGCCCCUCCCCCCUCUUUGAGCUCUGUGGUCGUGUUUGGUGACAGUGGCCCCGCAGAUCCUGGCCCUCUCUUUCGGCGACGACCCCAUCAACUCUGGCGACACGGCGGCCGUGCAGUGUACGGUGGUGAAGGGCGACGCGCCCAUCAGCAUCGCGUGGUACUUGAACGGGCAGGAGGUGCACUCGGGCGACGGCGUCGAGGUGAACAAGCUGGGCGCCAAGAUCAGCGUGCUGAGCCUGGAGGACGCGCAGGCGCGCCACAGCGGCGAGUACACGUGCAGGGCCUCCAACAAGGCGGGCUCCGACAGCCAGUCGGCGGUCCUCAACGUGCAGGGUACGGCUGGUCGCUGCGAUAAGCGCGUGUUGUGCUGAAAGCUGUCGCUGAUGUCGGCGACAGGCGCUCUGUAGUGUAGUAGCAGGUGCCUUUUGGGUUUGCCUUAUGGUUUGGUGGUUUGGUCCUCCUCCACCUCCCCUUUUCCCCUCCCGCUGUCCCAUACAUCUGUUCUGCCCUCACAAUGUUUCCACACUCACUCACUCCUCC